Molecule: messenger RNA, 968 nt
Organism: Triticum dicoccoides
Lineage: Eukaryota; Viridiplantae; Streptophyta; Magnoliopsida; Poales; Poaceae
Exons: 3
Coding region: 1-861 (286 amino acids)
Biological process (GO): SNARE complex disassembly; intracellular protein transport
Cellular component (GO): vacuolar membrane; SNARE complex
Molecular function (GO): soluble NSF attachment protein activity; syntaxin binding
Source: RefSeq, a predicted model, not a curated record
AUGGGUACGUCAGCGUCGUCGUUCCUGGACCGACGCGACGCUCGCCGCCGCGGCUACGAACCGAUCCCCCGGCACGACGAGGACGAGAAAGGGAUGCCGAUCGCUUACGAGGAGCAGAAGAACAUACUAGAACAGAUGUCGAUCCCUCGGCGCGACGACGAUCGAUCUCAGCCGCAGCAGCAGCAGGAGGAGGACAUAAUACUCUUCGAGGAGGAGAGGCAAGGGCCGGCGGCCCUGGAGGCGCGCGCGCGCGUGCUGAGGGGCAGGGCCUUCCGGCAAGGGACCGUCUUCCGGACCUGGCAGGACCUCAAGGACUCGGCCCUCUGCUACCUCAUCGCCUUAAACUGGAGAGAAGCUGCACUGGCGUUCGCGGAGCAGGCUCUGUACGACAUUCAGCUCGGCGACGAGCCGCGCGCGGCCACCGCGUUGCUGCGCUCUGCUAAAUGCUUCAUCGAGAUCGAACACAAACCCAAGUACGAGGUAGAGUACGUGGAGCAGGCGCUGGAGGAGGCGACGACGCUGUUCGCCAGGACCGGCGACCUGCAGCUGGCCGCCACCAGCUGCCUGGAGUUAGCCGAGUUCUACAUGGACCAGCAGGACCUGCGGGGCGCGCUUCGCACCUUCCGGCGUGCCGCGGGCUACUGCGGCUACAAGCACCGGAACUGCGGGCACAAGGCCGACGUGGUCGGCUCUCUGCUGCGCGACGAGGAAGCGCUCCGCCGCCGGGGGGUGCUGCCCCUCGAGGACUACAAGAGGAGGUCCGCCGGGUACAUCCGGUCGUCGGACCCAGACUGGCGCUCCAAAGUGUGCGACCUGUUCCUUUCAACGACUCCGCCGGUGGAUAUCCCAGAGUCUCUGUGACGGUUGACUGAUCGAAGAUAGAUAGCUUAGUAGUGCAAAUUAUAUUGUGCAAAGCAAAGCUUGUACUAGUGCAAUGCAAGCUUGGAGUUUGCAUGCUCUUUUCUUAU